This is a messenger RNA of Lates calcarifer (barramundi perch), 5211 nucleotides long. RefSeq names its product chondroitin sulfate synthase 1-like. Lineage: Eukaryota; Metazoa; Chordata; Actinopteri; Centropomidae. Gene Ontology annotation, cellular component: Golgi cisterna membrane. Gene Ontology annotation, molecular function: glucuronosyl-N-acetylgalactosaminyl-proteoglycan 4-beta-N-acetylgalactosaminyltransferase activity. The record is from RefSeq and is a predicted model, not a curated record.
CAAGCCACUGUGAAGCUACACAAAAGCAACCGUCAACGUUAAAUUGAACGGCGGGUGUGGAGCGGGUGAAAGUGACGUAAAGUUUAGUGACAUCACUGACGUGUUGGUCAGAUUGCUGGAAAAGCUAAAUCCCCAUGAAGCACCGUGUUACGACCAGACAGUAAAACUGGGAAUAAAUCAAAGUAAUAGGGUCCGGACAUGUGAAGGAUGCAGUCCGGCUUUAAGUCGAACUGGGACUUUACUGUAUACUGGGGAGGGGGCCGUGAGAUCCAGUUUCAGAUGGGACAGGCGAGCCUUGAGGAUGGGGCUGACCACUCUGACCAGGAUAAACGUGUAUUUUUAGCGCUGUGCAUCCCGCUGUCAGAGGUGGAGGGUGUGUGUUUACGCAUCAGGUAGAACACCCAUAGGCCCUACUAACCCGCUACAGAGGUGGUGGAUGCCCAUACACGUCAGCACCUCCUCACACAACGGCAGCAUUCAUGUGUUUACCUCAGCUCUGAGCAGGGCAAAAGCAAUGGCUCUGAAAUCGCGGAGACCGUGGACGACAAUGAUUUUCGGCGUCUUUCUCGGAUUCACCGCGUCCUCUUGGCUCAUCGUACCUCAGGUUCUGGAGAGUACACGGAAAAAAUCCCUGAAGUCCCGACAUCCACGAGGACACUGCGGUUGUCAAAGACCGGGACAACCCGCAUUUCAGUCGGGAGGAGGACGGGAUAUUUAGCGCGGGGAACAUAGCGGAGAAACCGGGAGACCCGUAAGUAGACCAAGGCAUUUCCUCUAUGUCGGCGUUAUGACGGCGAAAAAAUACUUGAGGUCUCGCACCGUUGCUGCAUACAAGACCUGGGCGAGCUCCAUACCCGGGAAAGUGGAGUUCUUCUCGAGCGCUGGGUCCGGUACGGUCCUCUCGCCCGUCCCAGUCCCAGUGGUUUCGCUGGCAGGUGUGGACGACUCCUACCCGCCACAGAAGAAGUCAUUCAUGAUGCUGAAGUACAUCCACGACCACUACCUGGAUAAAUACGAGUGGUUCAUGCGGGCAGACGACGAUGUUUAUAUAAGAGGUGAGAAGCUGGAGCUGUUCCUGCGGUCACUGAACAGCAGUAAGCCCCUUUACCUUGGCCAGACGGGCUUGGGCAUGGCUGAGGAGUUGGGCAGAUUGGCCCUAGAGCCUGGAGAGAACUUCUGCAUGGGAGGCCCUGGGAUGAUCUUCAGUAGAGAGGUGCUACGCAGAAUGGUCCCUCACAUCAGUACCUGCCUGAGAGAGAUGUAUACCACCCAUGAAGAUGUGGAAGUGGGCCGUUGUGUGCGACGUUUUGGAGGAACACAGUGCGUGUGGUCUUAUGAGAUGCAACAGCUCUUCUAUGAGAAUUAUGAACAAAACAAGAAAGGUUUCAUUGAAGAACUUCACAGUAGCAAGAUCCACAAUGCCAUUACACUGCACCCCAACAAAAAGCCUGCCUACCAAUACCGGCUCCACAGCUUCACGCUGAGCCGUGAGAUCUCAAGGCUUCGGUACCGCACCAUCCUGCUCCACCGCGAAGGCCUGAUUAUGAGUUACCUCAGUGAUACAGAGGUACUGUGGGAAGACCAACAGCUGGGAUCCCCACCUUCAUACAUGCACUAUCAGCCCAAUGAGAGAAAUGAUGUAAUUGAGUGGGAUUUCCUUACAGGUCGCCACAUUUAUUCUGCUGUUGAGAACAAGAUUGCCCGCCAAAGCCUUGGGAACUUGCUUCGGACUGCACUGGAGGACAUUAUACUGCAGGUCAUGGAAAUGAUUAAUAAGAAUUCAAAAACACGUGGCCGUGUAAUUGACUUUAAAGAGAUUCAGUAUGGCUACUACAGAGUGGAUCCAAUGCAUGGUGCAGAGUACAUCAUAGACCUACUGCUUCUGUACAAGAAACAUAAGGGACGCAAAAUAACAGUGCCUGUGAGGCGGCACGCUUACCUUCAGCAGCCCUUUAGCCGGCCCUUCUUUACUGAAAUUGAAGAGUUAGAUGUGGUUGAACUUGUGACUAACAUCAACUCUGAAUCCCAAUCCCUGUCUUUCCUGUCCAACUCUCUGAAGUUCUUGUCCCCUUUCCAGUUCUAUGGAUCAACAAGGGAAAUAUGGAAGCAAAGCCAGAAGAAGGUCAACAUUGUCGUCCCACUGUCUGGUCGUUACGACACCUUUGUCCACUUCAUGGAGAACUUUGAGGAAGUGUGUUUGAUAGCCAAACUAAAUGUUAAACUCUCCAUUGUUCUUGUGGACAAUGAGAGAACUCAGAACAGCGAAAAACAUAUUCAGUUAAUCAAAGACUACCACAGGAAGUAUCCUACAGCUGACCUUUCCAUAAUCCCCAUGACAGGCAACUUUUCACGAGGCCUGGCUCUGGAGCUGGGCUCCUCACAAUUUGACAAUGACACCCUACUGUUCUUCUGUGAUGUUGAUCUUAUCUUUAGCGGUGAUGCCUUGCAACGCUGUAGAGACAAUGCUGUCCAAGGAAGACAGGCCUAUUUCCCUGUUGCCUUUAGUCAGUACAACCCCAAGAUAGUGUAUACCGAGAAGGCCCAAAGAGAAAACAAAUUUGUACUGACUAAGAAAAGUGGUUUCUGGCAAGAUUAUGGCUUUGGAAUCACCUGUGUUUUCAAGAGUGAUUUACUAAAAGCAGGAGGUUUUGACACCUCAAUCCUAGGCUGGGGGCUGGAAGAUGUGGACUUGUUCACAAAAGUUAUUAAUUCUGGUUUGAAAGUGUUGCGCAGUCAAGAACCAGGAAUUUUCCACAUUUAUCAUCCUGUCCACUGCAACACAAGUCUUGAGCAGAAGCAAUAUAAAAUGUGCCUUGCAUCAAGAGCAAGUACCUUUGCAUCAACAAUGCAGUUGGCAGAGCUGUGGCUGGAGAAACACAUAGAAAUAGGGUAUAACAGAACUUCAUCUGACAUUUGAGUCCUCCUUGGUACCUCAAUACAAGCUUACCUCACCUCUGCUUGAAUGGAGACAGCAAUGGACUGUGUGUGUGUGUGUGUGUGUGUGUGUGUGUGUGUGUUGAAGUGUGACUAUGGGUCAGAGGUCUUUGUAGGCUGCAAAGUUUGACCCAGAAAAGACCCAAGACUAGACUAUUUUAAACAGAUGGACCUAACUAAUUAAAAGUGUUAGGGUCAGACCCAAAUCUAAACUGACCUGACAGUAGGUCGGCCCAGUGCAAAUAGAUCCAGAUUAAAUAGUACAAGAACAGCUCAGAAUCCAGAGUCUAGGAUUUCUACACCAGAUUUAUUGGAAACAAACACCAGUGUUUACUUUCUUAUUAAAUUCCAAAGCAGCUGGGAAAACCACUGAUUGAAUACAAAAGUCCUAUUGGUUGGUACAUUGGACAUUGUACAGUUCACUUAAGUAUUACAGAUUUAUUUUUUCUCUGUCAGUGAUGCUAAUAUAGAGCUCUGGGACUUUUAUUGCAGUUACUUGGGGGCCAAGCCAAAAAGACACAAAGAGGCUAUAAGCUGUAUCACCCAAAGCAGGGGUUCUCAAACUUUUUGGGGCCACGGACCCCUUACGGGGGACCCCCUCAUAAUCCUCACAGCAAUUAAUAAAUAUGUUUACUGCCAUUUGUACUCCUAGAUACUGUAGUAAUUAUUUUAUUUUUUAUUUUAUAAAUUAUUUUAAACGUUUCAACCCAAAUACUUAAGACCUCUUUCAUAGAAAUGAACUUAAACAAAUUAAAUUUGAAUACUUUUAAUUGCAGGGACAUUUAUGUUCAAAGUACAUUUGGAAAAUGAUGAUUCACAAAGGGGGCAAUAUUUGCAUGGCCUCAGCUGUGAGUUCAGGAUAGUCAUGUGAGAGGGAAGGCUAAAAGUUUUCAUGAUUAACCUGCGGUAAUCAGGCCCUCAGUGUCCUAUCACAGUUUAAUUCCAACAGCUGCUCUUCUGCCAUAUCUGUCAGGCAAUUUGCUUUUGCAGCUGGUGCAAAGGGGUCACACACCCAGUCCCAGAGCAUCAGUGUUCACAUCGGAGAGGUAUGAGCUGAAGUGCGAGGUGGCGACCUCUCUUACUGUAGCUACAGACACAUUGUGGUCUUUGGGAGUUAUUGGCUUAGUAUGUUUAGUUAUACACUUUUUUAGUGAUAUGUCAUAACUUAAUUAAUUUGUUGCAAAUUAUUUUGCAGACCCCCAAGCUAUGGCUUACAGACCCUGAGGGGUCUGGGCACCCCAUUUUGAGAAUUGUGGACCCAAAGUACCUGAGGGGUGAUUUCAAAUGAUAUGUAAUGACAGGAAAUGAAAAGAAAAGAAAAAUAUAAAUAUUCUAGUCAAAUCAUUAGUAUGUUGAAGCUUACAGACUUAGUGACUUGUUAGGUCAAAAUACAAAAUAAAACUGGGAUAAUGUUCGUUGAAAAUGUUGGUUGGUUUUUCAAUGAAUAUAAUGUAGACAUGAAGGCAUUAUGUGUGCCAUCACUCCACCACUACUGUCCAAUAAAAGCAAAAAAGAAAAAAAGAGCACAAAUGCAUAUAGAAAAAAAAUGUAAAAAUCUUCUGUGUUCGGUAUAUUAGGCAGCAUAGCUGCCUUCAGGCGAAAAUACAGUCUGAAGAUGGGGUAUGCUUGAAAACACAAUGAAUUUUUGAAAAUUAGGUCCCUUCUUGAGGACAUUCAUGGCUGUUCACACAAAAAUGAUGGAUGUAGUUGUGUGAAGAAUGAAAAAUAAAGCUUGAGAGAGAAGAUAAAAACCUGCUGCUUUAAUGCCACCACACAGCAAGUCAAGAACUGUGUGAAGGUGGUGUGUGUGUGGGGCUGUUGAGUGGGAACGUUAUAAAAAUUGUUGGACACAGUGCCAUGUGGUGGACUACAAAGACCCAAGACCUGGUUCGAUUAGGGCCAAUUCCAAUUAUAGUUUCCGUGUUUUUUUCCUUUCAUUCAGUUCUACAAGUAUUUUCCAAAGGACAUUGUCAAGCUAAGCAAAAUACUUCAUGGCUUCUCUCUGAAUUAGCCUGGCUCCUACAGAGCCAUAUUUAUUUAAUCAGAAAACUGUGCAUUUUCUUGUUAGAAUGAGAAAAUUGAAUCCUUUCAUAUUUUAUGAAGAACUGAAGACUACACUGAGUGACACACAGAUUCAAAGUUAAGUUGAAGAUCAUUUGCCAAGAUUCUGUCAUGUUAAUGGAUUUGCCCAAGAAUAAUGGCUUUAAAGUCUGUGAGCAAUAACAGCUGCUAUAGUAACAACUGAUUAUUUAUAAUAAAUGUUCAGAUAUUUUGUCA